Papaver somniferum (opium poppy) is the source of this 1427-nucleotide messenger RNA. Its product is annotated as high mobility group B protein 9-like. The record is from RefSeq and is a predicted model, not a curated record. Gene Ontology annotation, molecular function: DNA binding. The transcript has 6 exons. Bases 58 to 1128 code for a protein of 356 amino acids. NCBI's taxonomy places the organism in Eukaryota, Viridiplantae, Streptophyta, Magnoliopsida, Ranunculales, Papaveraceae.
UCGAAAACACAAAAUUUAUCUCUAUCUUAUGUUCUUUUUUUUUUCUUUCUCUCUCUAAUGUUUGGAAAAUCAUCCAUGUCUUCAUCCGAAACUGAAACUGAAGCAUUAUCUGGAGGAGGAGGAAGAGAAAGAGAAAAUGGGGUUCAUGAGGAUAAACAUUAUCUUGUGCCACUUGCAACUCAUGAAGAAAUUGUUAAGAAUCGUAGUGUUUUCAUGGAAACUUUUAGACAUUUUCAUUCUUUAAUUGGUACCAAAAUCAUGGUUCCUGUAAUUGGAGGUAAAGAGCUUGAUUUGCAUAUCCUGUACGUGGAAGUUACUAAAAGAGGUGGUUUUGAAAAGGUUGUGAUAGAGAAAAAAUGGAGGGAUGUGGGCAUAAUUUUCAACUUCCCACAAACAGCAACCAGUGCUUCUUAUGUUUUGAGGAAACACUAUGCAUCCCUUCUGUAUCAUUAUGAACAAGUUUACUUUUUUAAGCUUCAAUGCAGCCCUUCAUCAGUGGCAAUGCCAGUUAUUAAGAGUUUAACAUACAGACAUACUGCUGGUGGUGGUGUAAGAUGUGAUGAUUUGGUAGCAACUUCUUCUCAGUCCAUGCAAAUACAGCCAUACCAAACACCUAGUAACAAGACAAAAUCAAGUUCAGCUUUACAAUCUAAAAGUCCCAAAAAUUUGCCGGUGAUUGGAACGAUUGAUGGGAAAUUCGACUGCGGAUAUUUGGUUUCUGUGAAAUUGGGUGAUGAGAUUCUACGUGGAGUUUUAUACCAUCCACCUGCAUUUGAAUCGACUUCGACGGUUCCAACUAGUGAAAGUGCUAUUGUUCCAUAUGAUCCUAAUCUUCGUAGGAAGAGGAGGCGACGAAGAUAUGGAGACCCGGAUCGUCCGAAACCAAACAGGAGUGGUUAUAAUUUCUUCUUCUCUGAGAAGCAUUCGAAGCUUAAAAUAGUGUAUCCUAAUAGAGAAAGAGAGUUUACUAAAAUGAUUGGCGAGUCUUGGAGUAAUCUCAGUCAAGAAGAUAGAAUGGUUUACCAGAAAAUUGGGUUGCAAGAUAAAGAGAGGUACAAAAGGGAGAUGGAGGAAUACAAGGAGAAAUUGAAGCUGAAUUUUACUUCACAAGGGAGUUGGAAGAAUUGAUAUUUGAGUCUAACAGAAAGUUCAUGGAAAGAAGGGGAUGAUGAUACAUAACACUUACCACAUUACCACCUAUGUUUUUUUGACAUUUCAAAUAUGUAUUAGUUGUUUAUAUUACUUAUUUUAGUAUGUUUUUUUUCCUUCUUUUGACUCAAAGAUGGGCGAUCAAAAAUUCUUGCCAAACAGUGGGAAAAUACUACACAGAAACCCGGUACACAAUGCAGCCUUUAAAUGGGACCCCUGCUAUUUCCCACCUGCGGGGCCCACCAAUUUUCUGUGUCCGGUCGGUUUCUAUUUUGUUU